UCCAUUUUUUUUUUUUUUUACAAGAUGGCGUCAACGCAGUUAACGGACGAGGAGAUUUUCUCGGAACUAAAGCGCUUUGGUUUCACUCCAGGUCCGGUUACCGAAAACACUCGUCCGGUAUAUUUAAAGAAAUUGAAGAAACUUCGCGAAGAGCAGCAGCAGAGAGGUUCCAGACCGGGUAAAACCCGAAGCAGCGGGUCUAUCAACAGCACCACAGGCGACGGCGGCGCCGCGGCAUCUAGGCCAGUCGGCCCUGACGUCACGCACUUGAGCACUAGCAGGAGACCGGGCCGGAAGUCCUCUGUCCUCGGUUUCAGCUCCGACGAGUCUGACGCUGAAACUCCACUGAAAAGAAAGGGCCUCGAUCACAGCAGUAGGGCAAACCGAACCCCUGGUUUUCCAAAACAGCCGAAGAUUACCUUACCAACUCAUAAUGCGGCUAGCAAGAUUCAGUAUGGCGGUGGUACGAGACUGAACAGUAGUUUUUCCCCCGGUCCAGACGGACAGAGAAGUGUUUCGCUGGGCUGGGGAGUUGGUGCUAGCUCGACCCCUGACUCGAAAGGAAUGCAUUACGACGAAUCGGGGGACGAUGACGAUUGUGAGGAGGAAUCGGAGAAGAAUUCUUGCUCUUUAAAUGGUCGCGGAGCGUCUCGCCUAAACAAUAACAAACUAGCCGGGGAGUACUCGGAUUCAGACGAGGAGGAAGUUAGGGGCAUUGGCACCGGAGACCGAGAGCGAGAUAGGUUAGAGUUUCGACGGGGCCACCGGAUAGUCUCUGCGUUCUCUUCUCACGUCGUCGAACGAAACUCCCAAACCGAAAAGAAAAACCAUGAAGUUUUUCCGCGUGGGGAUAUAAACAUGGUGAAAACCCAAGGUGAGGCUGGAGCGGAAGACGAGUUAAAGAGAAGAGAUUUGGACCCAUCAGGAGGCUCGCGGAGCAACAGGAUUCCCAGGAAGCACAUCUACGUGUCCGUCGCCAAGAACCACGGGGGAAAGGCCGGUGAAAACAACCACGUCGACAGCGAGGACGGAACGUCUAGAAGCAACAGCACUAGUAGGUUCGCUAUUGGGUUGAGACCGCGCUUCUCCAACUACAGCAGCCUGUCCCAGACAUACAGGGACAACCACUCCAAUCACACCCCCGCUCCCAACCACUCAUACAACCAGACAGUGCUGAAGAAAAAGCUAUCUGUCCCGGAGGAUGAGCUUCUCCAGCAGUUCAAAAGGGAAGAGCUAGCCUCCUCUGGUAGCUUUAGUGCCCACUACCUGUCCAUGUUCCUCCUCACGGCAGCCUGCCUGUUCUUUCUGCUGCUAGGCCUCAUGUACCUUAGGAUGAGGGGCACUGGAUCCUCGGAGAUGGAUGGCGCCAUUAAGAGUCACCCCUUUGGAAGUGAGUUUGACGCCUCUUAUGUAAAGGAAGAAAAGGAUGUGAUCCUGAAGCUGCUACUCAAUCUUCAUGACCACUUGGCCUUCAUCGCUGGCCAGCAUGACUGUGGAGAUCAGCAGCAUCCAAACAGGAGUCUGUCCAUUGAUGAGGCCUCUGCGUAUUUAUUGACUCAGAAUAAGGAGUUUAAAGACUUCUUUCAUGUUUCUCUGGAGUGGAUCAUCCGAACAGGACAGGAUCUUGGCAUAAGACUAACCGGGCAGGUAGCUGAUGAUCCAGUGACUGAUGUGUCUGAGAUCUCUCGACUGGAGUCCACACAUCCCAAGAUGCCCUUCCAAUGCCGUUUCCGCCGAGCUUUCCUCACCGUCAUCUGCAGGGUCCUGCUCAUCGCAGUCGUGGUAGGCUGUAUGUGGAGUGUGGUGUACUACAUGAGGUAUCGCUGGAGGAGAGAAGAGGAGGAGACCAGGCACAUGUAUGACAUGGUGGAGAAGAUCAUUGAUGUGUUGAAGACCCAUGGUGAAGCCUGCCAAGAAAACCAGGACAUACAGCCAUACCUGCCAAUUCCCCAUGUCAGAGACUCCUUGGUUCAGCCUCAGGAGCGGAAGAAAAUGAAGAAGAUUUGGGAGCGAGCUGUGAGUUUCCUCUCAGCCAAUGAGUCCAGGAUUCGAACAGAGACUCAGAGGAUUGGUGGAGCGGACUUCCUGGUCUGGAGGUGGCUCCAGCCUUCUCUUAGUCUUGACAAGACCUCCUUGAUGCCCUCCAAAGUCUGGCAGGGAAAAGCUUUCCCUCUGGACCGGAGGAAUUCACCUCCCAACAGUCUCACGCCAUGUCUUAAGAUCAGAAAUAUGUUUGACCCAGUCAUGGAGGUUGGGGAAAACUGGGAUCUAGCUAUUCAUGAGGCAAUCCUGGAGAAGUGCAGUGACAACGAUGGCAUUGUCCAUAUCGCAGUCGACAAGAACUCACGAGAGGGAUGUGUCUAUGUGAAAUGUCUCUCUGCAGAACACUCAGGGAAAGCCUUCAAGGCACUUCAUGGCUCCUGGUUUGAUGGUAAGCUGGUGACGGUGAAAUAUCUGCGUUUAGACCGAUACCACCAACGCUUCCCACAAGCCCAGGGCUGCAGCACGCCUCUGAAGGCCUCCAGCCACCACCUGAACACCACAAGCACCAUGAACACACGUCUGCAGUACUCUGGCUCAGCCAAAUCUUCAGGCUUCUCAUGAGAUGACCAUUGGAUUCAGAAUUAACAUUCUCCGCUGUGCCCUCCCAGCAUUACAGCACCAGUCUGCUGUUGCUUCUUCACUGCUUUAGAGCAGACUUCAGUUUGUGUCACAGGGAAGCUUUUUUUUUGGUUUCUUUUUCAUUUUUCACCACAGGAUAUUUGCAAAAGAAACUGUUCAGCAGUGCAGUGUUUGUUUUAUAUAAUCUUUGUAUUAGAAGUGUCAUAGAUUUAAGAAAGAAGCAGAGUUCUUCUAGACUAUUUAAGAUGUGUGCAGAGACUCCAGUUUUCCCUCCUCUCCCAUUGUAUAUCUGAUGCCAUGAUGGAGUUCAUUUAGGCACUGUAUGGAAAUGGCUGCAUGUAUCAGAACAUCUCUAUGUAAGCUUUCAUUACAACAAUGUGGGUGUCGAAUCCCAGAGGUGUUCAACCUGUUCAUAGGAUUACUCUGAUUAAUAGCAUUUUAGUAAAGGGAGGAUGACAGGAACAGACGUCUGGAGGUUGUGCUGUACAUACAUGUGAACUACAGCACAAGCUGGGUUACGUUUUCUCUACUACAGUAAACCUGAAGUGCACAUUUUACUUGCAGCUCGCUCACCACAGAAAAGUCCACCUGUAGCCACAGACAGACCCUUCCAGAGGGCCUCAAGUCAGCCAGAACACAGCAUCAGUAAGGAUGAUGAUUGGACCAGUGUCUUUGUUCCAUGUAUGAGCCUUUCUCCCCCUUCGACAUUCAUCUUGUGAAAGUGUCCUGCAGUGCUCCCAGAUGUAUGACUGACAGUCCCUUGAAGCUUUCUUCUCCAGAUAUAGUCCAAGUUAUUAUUGUUACUUAUAUUUAUUAUUUACCUCUUUAAAGUUGGGUUGUUUUUACUGUUGACUUGUCCACUCAUUAAUUUCCAAAACCGUUGCGAACAAUGACCUCGUUUUAUCCCUCUGCAAACAUGAGCUACAGACUAGAGGAGCUCAGACUUCAGGAUGAUUCAUGUCCAGCUGACUGUCUGUGCUUCUCUCUCAUGAGACAAAUAUUUCUUGUGGAUGGAACCUGAUGCUGUCACUGCUGAUCUUUGAUCUUGUCAGCCUCAUGUAUGACGCUAACAUUAGUGUGUUAUAACUAGGACUAUGAAGAUGUUUAAAUUCCAAUAUAAAUUCCAAAUAUUCCAGACACAUCAGAGAGGCUGUAAAGAGCUUAAGGAUUCCUGGUUGAGUGAGUCUGUUUUUACAACCUGUGUCUCUUCAUAAAAGACAAACAAGAAGGAGAUGCUAGACAUAUUUUAAUUUAAUGCAGUGAAUUGAAAUUUGGAUUCAGUUAUUGCAGUGUGAAAUUGUACAAAUGGUGCACAUUCCAAAUGUUAAAAGCCUGCUGCAGCAACCUGCAGCCGAUGACCCUCACUGUGCCUUAAAUUUGUGCUUUUUUACUGGCACUGCAUUAUUGGAGAAUGUACUGGAUUUAAGAGAUGUUGAAACAUUUUAAACGGUGACAAAGGCCUAGCUGUAGUUCUGUCAGUUUCUGCAGAUUUGAUAUUUUGUAGCAAUUUCCUUUGAUAUUAAACCAAAAGCUUCUAUUUAUUAUUUUUGUUAAAACCACCAAGGCAUGUACUAUUUCAAUGUUAUGACACCUGCUAUAUGUGUCAACUUUUUUUUUUUCCAUCAGGGAUCAACUUUACAUCCACUUUGAAACAAUUGUCAGGAUGUGUAAAACAACAAAAUAAAGUGAAUAAUCUAGUGGUUGGUGCAUCAAUGUAAUCUAUUUUUGUAUGUCUAACAGAUUGGUGCACCUGCAGUGUCUCAGUUCUCACUGACUAACGGGGCUAAAGGUAAAUGAGUGACAUAACAGCACUUCUCAAAGCUUGUGCUUCACAUUUAAGUGCAUCCUCCUUAAUUCAUUUUACCUUUGUGGGUUUUUUUUAAUGUAAACACUGUACAUUGAUAUAACUGUAAUAUCUUCCAUUAUAUGCUUUAUUUCCCUGACGUUGUAUGGGGGGUGGUAUUGGGGAAGAGUAGGGAUACAGAAGUUUUAAUGUAAUUUGCCAGGUGUACAAAUAGCUCAAAUUAAAGGUUUAUCAGGAGUUUUUA
Molecule: messenger RNA, 4670 nt
Organism: Amphiprion ocellaris (clown anemonefish)
Lineage: Eukaryota; Metazoa; Chordata; Actinopteri; Pomacentridae
Gene: lemd3
Product: LEM domain containing 3
Exons: 13
Coding region: 25-2604 (859 amino acids)
Biological process (GO): negative regulation of BMP signaling pathway; nuclear envelope organization
Cellular component (GO): nuclear inner membrane
Molecular function (GO): chromatin DNA binding
Source: RefSeq, a predicted model, not a curated record